AUGGCCACCGAACUUGCCGUCCAGAGCGAGCGCGCUUACCAGAAGCAGCCUCACAUCUUCCAGAACGCCAAGAAGGUCCGCAAGACUGCCCGCGCUGGCAAGAACGGCCGCAGAUGGUACAAGGACGUCGGUCUGGGUUUCAAGACCCCCAAGACCGCCAUUGAGGGCGACUACAUCGACAAGAAGUGCCCCUUCGUCGGCGAGGUCUCCAUCCGUGGCCGUAUCCUGACCGGCACCGUCAUCUCCACCAAGAUGCACCGCACUCUCGUCAUCCGCCGCGAGUACCUCCACUUCGUCCCCAAGUACGCCCGUUACGAGCGCCGCCACAAGAACCUCGCCGCACACGUCUCGCCCGCUUUUCGUGUCGAGGAGGGUGACCAGGUCACCGUUGGCCAGUGCAGACCUCUCUCCAAGACCGUCCGCUUCAACGUCCUCCGUGUCCUUCCCCGCACUGGCAAGGCCGUCAAGCAGUUCAACAAGUUCUAA
Messenger RNA from Aureobasidium melanogenum CBS 110374, 486 nucleotides. Its product is annotated as 40S ribosomal protein S11. Gene Ontology annotation, cellular component: ribosome; cytosolic small ribosomal subunit. Lineage: Eukaryota; Fungi; Ascomycota; Dothideomycetes; Dothideales; Saccotheciaceae. The coding region runs from base 1 to 486 and encodes 161 amino acids. Gene Ontology annotation, molecular function: structural constituent of ribosome. The record is from RefSeq and is a predicted model, not a curated record. Gene Ontology annotation, biological process: translation. The transcript is spliced from 2 exons.